GACGUCUGGAAGAAAGCAAGUCCCCCGCGGAUUUCAGCACCUAGGCAGAAACAGUCAGGCUUUCCCGGGGGUGGCGGGCACCGGGAGGCCCGGAUAAAGCGCGGCGCCCGGCUGGCGAGAUUGGGGUCGCGCGGUCACGCUCCAGGUGCCCCUCGAGGGGGUCCCGGGGUCCCGGCCCCGCCGCCGCGCCCCGCCCAGCUCUGUCCCCGCAGCCUCGCGGGCUGCCGGGCUUUGUGGUUCGCCCGUGCGGCCGGGCCCCUGCUGGGGGUGUCGUUACGAGCAUGUGCAGACAGCAGCCCAAGCCUUCAGGAUAAUUCCUUCAGCAGCACCGCUGUAACAGAAGAUCUGGCUAUAGGAAGAAUGCGUUAUCUAGUCUCAUGGUUAAAGCUUUCGAUUGGGACGACUAACACCGUUCAAACAUGGAAUGAAGGAGUGAAUAUUUUACUCAAGGCCAGCAUGCAUGGUGUGACGAAGACACAGUCUCUCUGCAUGAAGAUCAGACUGACUGCUCUAGUCUCAGAGAUGAAGACAAUAAAGAAAAUUAUCCCGAUGCCGGGGCUCCGCUAGAGGAGCCCGUGCCGUCCCGCGAGCCGCCGCAGCAUGUAGAGCAGCCCGCGAGGCUGGACGUGCUGCGACCCAGCAUGGGCAACUUCAAGUCCCGGAAGCCCAAGUCCAUCUUCAAGGCCGAGAACGGGAGGAGCCACGGAGAAAGUCAGGAGACAGAGCAUGUGGUACCCAGCCAGCCAGAGUGUCGGGGGAGAACAGGAACGCCAGCUCAGGACAGUCCACAGAACCACGCUUUCAGGUGCCAAGAAACCGUGCGAGCUCAACGAAGAAUAGACCAGAGGGCGGCCGUGUGGCCAAAGGAUGAAACUCGGCAGGACCUCAAUGAGGAAGAAGCCGCUCAGGUGCACGGAGUCAAGGAUCCGGCCCCAGCAUCCAGCCAGAGUGCACCUGCUGAGGGGGCAGAUGCCACAGACCCUGUGCCAGCGCACAGAGAUGUACAGAAUGGAGCGGACAGUGCACCAGAAGACCUCCAGUCUGUUGAGACUAGCAGGCUGCUCUGUCACAUCACUGAUGGUGACAACCCGCUUCUGUCACCACGAUGCUCCAUCUUCAGCCAAAGCCAGAGAUUCAACUUAGACCCUGAAUCAGCCCCUUCUCCACCCAGCACUCAGCAGUUUAUGAUGCCCCGAAGUUCUUCACGGUGCAGCUGUGGUGACGGCAAAGAGCCACAGACCAUCACCCAGCUCACCAAGCACAUCCAGAGCCUCAAGCGGAAAAUUCGGAAAUUUGAAGAAAAAUUUGAACAAGAGAAGAAAUACCGGCCUUCACAUGGUGACAAGACAUCUAAUCCUGAAGUCCUGAAAUGGAUGAAUGAUUUGGCUAAAGGUCGUAAACAGCUCAAAGAACUAAAGCUGAAGCUGUCAGAAGAACAAGGGAGUGCUCCCAAAGGCCCACCUAGAAAUCCAUCCUGUGAGCAACCCGCAGUCCCCCAAGAGAAUGGGAAGCCGGAAGCUGUGGGCCCUGAGCCAGGCUCCUCUGGAGAGGAGACUCCAGAUGCUGUGUUGACAUGCGUGAAGGAGAAGAGAGAGCAGCUUCCUUCUCAGGACGUUUCUAAGGUAACUAAGCAAGACAAGAACCUCAUAAAGCCUCUUUAUGACAGAUACAGAAUUAUCAAGCAAAUCUUGUCCACGCCUUCCCUUAUUCCAACAAUUCAGGAGGAAGAAGACUCUGAUGAAGACUGUCCACAGGGAAGCCAACAACCUUCUUUGCCAAACCCAGCAUCCCACCUUCCUGUUGGCGACCACCUCACCUACUCUAAUGAGACUGAGCCUGUUAGGCUCCUGCUACCAGAUGAAAAGAAAGAAAUCAAACAACCAGCUCUCUCCAUGUCCAAUUUACAUGAGGCCACCAUGCCUGUACUUCUUGACCAUCUCCGAGAAACUAGGGCUGACAAGAAGAGACUUCGGAAAGCCUUAAGAGAAUUUGAGGAACAGUUUUUUAAACAAACAGGAAGAAGUCCACAAAAGGAAGAUAGGAUACCAAUGGCAGAUGAGUACUACGAAUACAAGCAUAUAAAAGCCAAACUGAGACUAUUAGAGGUCCUCAUCAGCAAGCAAGAUGUGGCCAAAACUAUUUGAGGUUCAGGAAAUGUUUGUGAUCACUUUGACCCAAGAUAAGUCAAGUUUAUUUUCCUCUGCCGUUCUUGCUAAGUAGUUAUGACAAAUGAAAAUUGAAGCACUUUAGUGUAUUAGCUGUUUUUAAGAAUGAAUGGCAAGUGUAAUUAUAAAUGAGUAGAAGGGAUUAAAAAGGGAGGAGAUACAACAAGGAACAGUAUAAUUGGAAGAUAAAAUUCAGCCUUCUCCAUGCCAGGGAGAAAAUGCACAGUCAAUAUAAUUAUUUCAGAAAGCAUCUAUUUUAUCAAAUCUAAAUAACACAAAGAAUCCACCUGUUUAAAUGGGCUACUGGUUAAGAAAGUCUACUUAGUGUCCAAAGAUUGCUUAUAUUGACAUAUGGAAGAGAGCAUAAUUUUAAAAAAUCAGUAAGAGGAAGAAAAGAAACUUUAUUUUAUGUAGGAAGGAAUACAGCUAGUAAGAAUGUAAUUUAUUUGAAACUUCUAAUAGAUUUUUAAGUGAUAAAAAAAAUCUACUACCUUGUUCCUUAAAUUUGCUAGGCUUUCAGCACCCUAAAAUAUACUAGAAUGUGUCACUGAUAAUUUUUUAUUUCUAUAUAAAAAUAGCACAUUAUUUUAUCUGUUACUUAAAAUUUUACAUUUCUGAUUACCAAAGUUCAUUCUGAUAGCAUGUACUUUGUGAAUUAUCUUUGUCUAUAUAACAGAUGUUUAUAUUAAAAUAAAAUAUUGUAUUAAAAUUUGAAAAUAGGUAUUUUGGAUAGAUGUGUCUAGUAUAUAAUCUAAUGUGAUCAUAGUUAUGAUUGCUAAUCUUUGUUUACUAUAAGAUUAUAUAACUAUUUUUCCAUUGGAAAUUUUUUUUUUAAUGUUCCAAGGUCUAUACUUUGUGAAGUCAAAAAACUUUCCCAUGAACUAUAUAGUUGUUCUCCAUUCUGUAUAAAAUGAAAGGUUUAGAAAUUGUUGCUACGACACCUUGGGAAAGAAGCCAGGAUAUUUUAUUUGCUUCAUCCACUUUAGCGUGUGCAGUUUUGUUAUUUUGUACUAAACCAACCACCUGUUUAUUACUUUUGCUUUUGUAAAAAUAAGUAAAAGGUCCACAUUUUCUCUUGUACCAACCAUGUUUAUAUUUCUCUUUUCUGUAAUGUUUAAGCAUGAUGUUGAACAAAUUCACACUUUCACAUAGUUUGGAUGGGAAGAAUAUUGACUAUUUCUGAAGCAGACUAUUUCAGAGGCUUAUUGUUUUCUCUGUAUUUACCUGAUAUUUUAUAAAUCAGCAUAAUGUCCUUCAUAAAUUUGUUUAAUUAAAGGCAUCUACUUGUAACAGAACAGAUAGAUACACAACUAUUUGAGGUUUACAAACUACAUCUUUGAUAAGGGAAAAUGGUUUCGUGACAUGUAUACAAUUGCUGUUAAAAUGUAACUCUAUAUAUUCUAUAAGAUUGUAAAUAUUUUAUACAACAAUACAAAUAAAAUAUUUUUCUAUUAUAUUUAUUAUGUUGAAACACAGUAGUUGUUUCCUGUUAGCUCAUAUAAAUAACAUAAAUAACACUGUCAAACAACAAGUUGGAAGUGCUGACAAUUCUAGGCUUCAAGAUUUAACUCAUGCUGCAAUUACACCCUUU
Messenger RNA from Balaenoptera acutorostrata (minke whale), 3756 nucleotides. It is a transcript of the gene FAM13C, whose product is annotated as family with sequence similarity 13 member C. The transcript has 16 exons. Lineage: Eukaryota; Metazoa; Chordata; Mammalia; Artiodactyla; Balaenopteridae. Bases 642 to 2144 code for a protein of 500 amino acids. The record is from RefSeq and is a predicted model, not a curated record.